AAUCAAAAACAACACGUUAUUUAAAUCCUCCCUUUUAUCAUAAUCAUCAUUUCAUUUUUUUCUUCUCUAAUUUCAUUUCUUUACAGCUGCCCAUUUUUUCUUUUCAAAAAAAUUCACCAAACUUCCCAAAUUUCCAUCAUUUCUGUUCUUUCUACGCGUUUUACAACUUAACAAAAACAACCCAAAAAACCCUCUUCUUCUUCUUUACUCUAGCUUUGUUUGUUUGUUUUCUGCUAAAAUGGCGAAUAACCCAGAAAACCCAAAUCAAGAUUUUCUUGAACAGCUUUUAGAGAUGCAAAAUUUUGCGGCGGCGGUUGGUGGUGAACCGAAUUUGGCGGGAAAUGAUAUGGGUUUGGGUCAUGGUGCUCCGAUGAUGCUUCAAUUGAACUCGGGUCCAAGUGGGUUUCAUGGGCCGCCUGUGUUUCCAUUGGGGUUAAGUUUGGACCGAGCUGGAAAACCCACUUCUGGGUUUAUUAAACAUGAUGAAGGUUCUAGUAGUAUUAAUAAGCGUUUUCGUGAUGAUCCUCAACAUCAUCUUGUUGAUGCUUCUGCUAAUUCAGCUCCUAAAAAUGUUUUCCAUGGUCAUCCAAUGUCGAAUCCGGUUCCGGUUGCGCCGCAACAACCUGCUGUUCGUCCAAGAGUUCGAGCUAGGCGAGGUCAGGCUACCGAUCCACACAGUAUUGCUGAGAGGUUGCGUAGAGAGCGAAUUGCUGAAAGAAUCAGGGCAUUGCAAGAACUUGUUCCUAGUGUUAAUAAGACGGAUAGAGCUGCAAUGCUUGAUGAAAUCGUGGAUUAUGUGAAGUUUUUGAGGUUGCAAGUCAAGGUUUUGAGCAUGAGUAGACUCGGUGGAGCUGGUGCUGUUGUGCCACUGGUUACGGACAUGCCUAUAUCAUCUGUCGAGGAAGAAGGUGGGGAAGGUGGUAGAGGUCAACCUGUGUGGGAAAAAUGGUCUAAUGAUGGAACUGAAAGACAAGUUGCGAAACUCAUGGAAGAGAAUGUUGGGGCCGCCAUGCAAUUCCUACAGUCCAAGGCACUUUGCAUCAUGCCGAUCUCACUUGCAUCCGCAAUCUACCACACACAACCGCCAGACGCUCCCUCACUCGUGAAGCCUGAGUCGAACCCACCUUCGUAAAACUCGUGUUUCGAUCAGAACGUGAUAAUCACUCCGUAAUCUUAACUUGCUAAUCCGAUAAGUGGGUCUCACUCUAUAUUGCUUGGUCGAAAUGCAAUCCUACAAAGAAGUUCAGUUCAAUUCAAUUCAGAUCAAUCGGCUCAUCUAAUCCUAUAGGGGUGGUUGAGUUCAAGUAAAGACAAAAUUAAGAGGGAAUUUGUCAAAGCUUUACUUGAUACUCUCUUUGUCUCCUUUUUUUUCUUUUUAUAAAAAAAUUUCUUUACUCUGAAUUUUAAAUGAUAUGGUGGGGACUAGGGAGUAGUGGUGGAUGACUAAAGCACUUUAUGUAAUACUCCUGUUGUGUUCAGUGGAAGGUUGUCAAAUUUUUUUCCUCUUUGUUAGUGGAUGGUGGGACCUUGAUAUGGAUGAGUACAUACGUGUUUUGUAAUUUGUAAUGUAUUUUUCUUAUAAAAAAAAAAAGAAAUGAAGAUUUUAGAAAGGAUAA
Amaranthus tricolor (Joseph's coat) is the source of this 1616-nucleotide messenger RNA. RefSeq names its product transcription factor UNE12. NCBI's taxonomy places the organism in Eukaryota, Viridiplantae, Streptophyta, Magnoliopsida, Caryophyllales, Amaranthaceae. Bases 239 to 1132 code for a protein of 297 amino acids. Gene Ontology annotation, molecular function: DNA-binding transcription factor activity, RNA polymerase II-specific; protein dimerization activity; RNA polymerase II cis-regulatory region sequence-specific DNA binding. The record is from RefSeq and is a predicted model, not a curated record. Gene Ontology annotation, biological process: regulation of transcription by RNA polymerase II. The transcript is spliced from 6 exons. Gene Ontology annotation, cellular component: nucleus.